Messenger RNA from Lates calcarifer (barramundi perch), 4452 nucleotides. RefSeq names its product HEAT repeat containing 6 (gene heatr6). The coding region runs from base 37 to 3696 and encodes 1219 amino acids. The record is from RefSeq and is a predicted model, not a curated record. NCBI's taxonomy places the organism in Eukaryota, Metazoa, Chordata, Actinopteri, Centropomidae. The transcript has 20 exons.
CAACCACGCAAAUAAAGUACUUCCGAGGCUAAAAACAUGGCGGCUCAAACAGGGUUGUCAGCACCGGUUCUUGGCCGUAGCUGUGGCCCUGCUUUCGAUCCGGAGGCUCCAUCCUUCACUCCCAUGGGUACGGACGGUUGGCAGCUCGGUCCGCCGUCGGACGCCGAGAAACAGUUUUCCCGCUGCGCCGCAAAGCUCAGAGCUCUGCGGGCAGACUCAGGCCAACUCAGAGAGGAGCUCAACCUGCUGUUUGACCACCUGCUGUCCGAAAACUACAACAAAACCUUCUACCCCAGCAUUAACAUCCGACCAGAGGAUGUGUGUACUCUGCUGAAACAUGCCAGCUUUCUUGUGCCACUGAGUCAAGAACAUUUAGUCAUCAAAUUCUGCCAGCUAAUGCAUCAUCUACUAAAUCAACUAAAGGUAAUAAUGGAUGAGCAGACAUUGGACGUGUUGUUGAACUAUACCGCCAGUGCACUGAAGAUGUGCAGUACAUGGACACACUCAGAUGUCCUCCUGGCACUCUCCACAGUAGUGUAUGGGAAUGGACCUCAGUGCCAUCAGCACCUCAGUGACUUACUGGGUGAAGAUGGAGUGCUUCUGCUGUACAGUGCUCCAUCUCAGCCAAAUAUGGAAUUACGCCGCGUUGCUCUUAACUGUAUGGCCAACAUCUGUCUCAGAAUCCCGGGUCAGCCGCCUUUGGAUGAUCAAUACAGAGGUGUCUGUUUCAGAGUCUUUCUGACAACACUGCAGUCGCCCAAACCCCCCAACACUGAUGAGCUCUUCUACUGCAUGGUGAUCCAGGCUGCACUGAAAGGACUUCAGUGUUGUCUCUCCGGUGGAAAGUGGAAGUUUAAUGGAGGGGAGGAGCUUGGAUCUGUACUGGCCAUACUUAAGAGGCUCAUGUUCCAGGGAGCUCCGGGAGUGAGUGUCGAGUGGCCGGCGGUGCUUUACCCAGCACCUCUUCCUCAGUAUGAGGGUCUCUCUGCGCCAAAAUCUGCUGAACCACAAAAACCCUCUGAACCACCAAAGGAUGCCGCUGCGCCAGGGAAAGCCUCAGGGAAUAAAAAGAGGAAAUCUAGAGGAAAGGGGAAGAAGACGAGCACAGAGGGGAGCAGAGGGGAUGAUGGAGAGGAAGAUGAUAGAGAGGCAGUGUCUGCACUACAAAAAGGAGGGGGAAGAGAGGGAGGCAGAGGUGAAGGAGAGUCCUUGUCUAAACCCUCUGCCCCAUCUCUCUACCCGUCCUGGAAACUAAACAGUUCUGACUCAGAGUUUUCCGACAUGGAGGGCAACGCACAGAGCAAAUUAAGACUUAACCACGGCCAUGUGCGUCAGGGAGCUUUGCACUGUUUGCUAGCAGUGGUGAAAAGUGUGGAAAAGCGGACUCUGUACGGGUACUGGUCCUCCUUCAUCCCUGACUCUCCUACUGGGGGACAACCGCCUCUCACUCUGCUCACAAUUAUACUGAAGGACCCAUCGCCAAAGGUGCGUGCAUGUGCGCUUCAGGUAUUGUCGGCCAUGCUGGAUGGCUCCCGUCAGUUCCUGGCUGUGGCUGAAGAUACAGCGUCUCCUCGUACAUCUUACACCCCUUUCUCCUUCUCACUGGCCACUGCCAUCAGAGAGCUGCACCGUGCUCUCAGUCUGGCUCUGCUGGCUGAGACCGCCCCUCAGACACUCACACAGGUCAUAAAGUGCCUGGCCUAUCUGGUGGCCAACGCUCCCUACCACCGUCUCAGACCUGGUCUGCUCAGCCCGCUCUGGAAGCAGAUGCGUCCUUAUGUGCGCCACAGAGACGUGAACGUGCGCGUGUCGGUCCUGACACUCUACGGCGCUCUGGUGACGACUCAGGCUCCUUUCCCCGAGGUGCAGCUCCUCCUCCGACAGCCGGACAGUGGCAGCAGCAGCGCCGGCUCCUUCACGCCGCAGGACUCGGCUCUCAGCUGGAGACAACGAGACGGGACAUCCUCACCCUCUCGCACACCGGUCACACCCUCCCAGCGCAGCUCGCACACGCACUCCCCCCACAUUCUUCGCACGCCGGGGGAGGAGGAGAGCUCGCCGCCGUGGCUGCUGCAGCUGUGCGUGUCGCUGGUGACUCAGCCCAGAGAGGACCAGUCAGACAGCGAGGGAGCGGGAACAGGAGGUGGUGCUGCUUUGGAGCCCUCACCUAUCCGAUUAGAAGCUCUACAGGUCCUGUCCCACCUGGUACGUGGCUAUUUCUCUCUAGCCCAGGCAUGUCUGUGUGAUAUUGGGCAGGUGAGCGCACGCUGCCUUGGGGAGACCGAUCCCUCCAUACAACUGCAUGGAGCAAAGUUACUGGAGGAGUUGGGGACAGGAAUAAUCCAGCAGUACAGAGCAGAGAACAACGUGCCUGAGAGCUUGAGAGUCCCCAUAAGCCAAGUGGUGCAGUUUUGGUCAGAAGUCUUGAGCGGUCCGCUGAACGGAGUGCUGCAGAGUGAACAGCAUCCCAUGCUGCAGUCGAGCGCCUGCGACACGCUCUCCUCCAUCCUGCCCCAGGCCUUCGCACAGCUGCCUGACAAGACCCAGCUGAUGUGCAUCACUGUGCUGCUGGGGCUGACCUACAGUGAAAAUUACCUGGUGAAGACGGCAGCUGUCAGGGCUUUGGGAGUCUACAUACUGUUCCCUUGUCUGAGAGAGGAUGUGAUGUUUGUCGCAGAUACAGCAAACACUAUCCUCGCCACCCUGGAGGAUCGAUCUACAAACGUCCGUGCUAAGGCUGCCUGGUCUCUAGGCAAUCUCACAGACACACUUAUUGUCAAUAUGGAGAGUGUGGGUGUGGACUUCCAAGAAGAGUUGUCAGACAUGCUGCUGCUCAAGAUGUUGCAGGCAGCUACUCGAGCAUCAGCCGACAAAGACAGGGUGAAGUCCAACGCAGUGCGAGCACUCGGCAAUCUGCUUUAUUUCCUGCGCCGGAGUCAGCUGACCCGGUCUGCUUUCCAGCGCCCACUGGAAGAAGCAGUACGAGCUCUCGUAAAAACUGUCCAGUCAGAGGCCACGAUGAAGGUCAGAUGGAACGCCUGUUACGCCUUGGGAAAAGCUUUCAGAAACCCAGCCCUGCCACUCGACUCAGCCCUGUGGUCUUGUGACGCGUUCUCCGCCCUCUGUCAUGUCGUUACCUCCUGCAAGAACUUCAAGGUACGGAUCAAAUCGGCCGCCGCCCUGGCCGUCCCCGCCCGCCGCAGCUGCUACGGCGACACGAAGCGGUUCAGCUGCGUGUGGCGCUCGCUGGCCACGGCGCUCGAGAACAGUGAAGACACAAACGACUUCUUAGAGUACCGCUACAGCGCCAGCCUGCGACACACGCUCUCACAGGCUCUCCUGCACCUGCUCAGCCUCAGUCAGUCUCAGGACAUGCCCGCCCUCGGGCAGUCGCUGGCGGGCGAGGAGGGGAAGGGCAUCAAAGAGCAUUUGAUCAGAUAUCUCAGAGCAGAGGAGGGAGGAGGGGAGGGGGCGGAGGGAGAGAAAGAUGCAGGCGGGGACGGUUUCAAUCCUCAGCAGAGAAUCGGAUGUCUGCAGCAGACUCUGAUCAGACUGAAGGGGUUGGAGGCUGAAGGGGAGGGAGGGGGAAAGGAGGAGAGAGGGAAGGAGGUAGUGGUCAGUUUUCUGGAGGAUUUGACGAAGACCUGUGAAGAACUGUCCAGCUGCAGCGCUGGGUUUCAGAAAACUGAGACCUGAGAUCACAAAAGCUUGUCUCUCAAGUCUGGACAGAUCAGAGCAGACUAACCAAAAGAGGAAAGACGUCCAAUUGCAAACUAUCAAAGCAGUGACUGCAGGCAAAGAUUAUGUCAUAAUGUGAUUUAAGGACAUCAUAAGGAACCACAACAGGCCUUGUAUGUUUUUUCAUUUUCCUCUUGAAGUUGGCAGAAGCUUUUUAUAUACUUUUAUUUACCUAAUUGCACUUGCACUCUUAACAUCUGAUAUACAAAGGCAUGUAGUGAAAUUACAUUUCAAGAACAACUUCAUCGACAAACAUAAAGACUGAGAUUAAGGCUGGGUGAAAAUUAGUUGUUUUCUGACUUUCAGUGAAACCAUAUUGUUAUCAUAUGAACAUAUUGUUUUAUUAUUUAACAAAAUGUAGUUGUCCAAGUUAAUGAAUGUGAGCAAAGUGAUUAAUUGAAGUUCUUGUUUUACAUAUGUGGGGAGUUUUGUCUGAUGUAAUGUCUGAAAGUGGAACAUGGUUGAUCGCAGUCAGUUUUAUUUUGUUUUUCGCUUUUUAAAUAUUUUAUUUUACAUUAAUUUGCCAGAUCAACAUUGGAGAUCUAUUCUUAAUACCAUUAUAUUGAUUUAGUAUUGCCCAGCCACAAUUCAGAUAAUGAAGUACACUACAUUGUCUGUGUGAACACAGUAAUGAUUACACUGACUGGACUGAGAGACUGGAUAUCUGUGGAGCAAAUAAGAUGUUCAAAACAAUAAAUACAAUGAUUUCCUGCA